AUGAAAACAGUUUUAAGCAAUCGUUUUAACCACUGGUUUUAACCACUGAUGAAAUAUACCAAAAACAAAAUGCAGAAAUAGUCCAGUUUGAGAGUGCUUUAACUGCCCUGGUUCAAUGCUAGGGAACUGUGGAAACCAGUUUAGUGAAACCUUUAGCCUUCUCUGUCAAAGAGCUAUGGCGCCACAGUAAACUACAAUUCCCUAGCACUGAGUCAGGGACAUUAGAGCAGUCUCAAACUGGAUUAUUUCUGCAGUGUGUGUGUUUUGGAUCAUUGUCAUUGUUACAGUAAUGACCCAGAUUGGGCUAUCUCUACUGUAUGUUUGGUAUUGUACAGCAUGUUCUGGAAAUGCUAAUGAACAAUAUUUUUAAAAGGCACACAGGCUGGCUGCAUUAGUGCAAAUAAUAGUACUCAAGGACCUCAGUAAUGAGUUUGAUCUUGUAGUCUUUCAGUGUGCCGUAAACUGGUCUGAAACAUGCCUCAAACUGGGUGAAACUAGGCUUCUAAUGGAGCUCUUGUGAAAGCAAAGGAGACAGAUGCUCUCUGUGUCUUAAUUUAUAGCUGCAAAGUUCGCCUAAGACUCCAGGCUUCUUAUCUGGGGAUCGAUGGUCAUGUUUUCCUUUUUAAGCCCAUCUGUCUUGCUAGUGUAUUGCUGCACUGAAGGAGGAUGGAUCUUGCUUUCCAUUUCUGCUGAAAAAGGCAAGACAGUGGGCAGCCUGAACUGGUUUCAUCUUUGGGGGAAUUUGCUGGAUGUGAUCAGCUGUGAAUGCAUAAUUGGCUUAUGAAUGCAAAUCAAGGAGAAGUAGUAUGAUUAUUAGGUGUCGCUUUUCAGCCCGUCUUUCUAUGGAAAGUAAAGGGAGUUGGACUGUGGUGGCCUUGACCAAAUUUGACGAACGGGAUACCUUUAGAGAAUCCUGAUCAAACUGCCAGCAUCCUGAGAUACUUGAACAAGACAGGGGCAGAGUUCAUUUGUCUCGUCUUUUGCUACAUCAGCACCCAGCAGUUUUCUGCUUUUGAGUCCUUCAUCUUUUCCAUACAACCCGAGGGAAGCAGACAAAGAUGGUUGGAUUCAAGCCCACCGACAUCCCUCCGACGGCCACUGUGAAGUUUGUGGGAGCUGGAACCGCUGCCUGCAUUGCGGACCUGAUCACUUUCCCCCUGGACACAGCGAAAGUCAGAUUGCAGAUCCAAGGAGAGAAGAAACAGGCUGUUGCCACCAGAGCAGCUCAGUACAAGGGAGUCUUUGGCACUAUGGCCACAAUGGUGAGGAACGAGGGGCCGAAAAGCCUCUACAAUGGCCUGGUGGCUGGCCUCCAGCGCCAGAUGAGUUUCGCUUCUGUCCGCAUUGGGCUGUACGAUUCAGUGAAGCAGUUCUACACCAAAGGCUCAGAGCAUGCUGGGAUUGGUAGCCGUCUCCUUGCUGGAUGCACCACAGGAGCCAUGGCUGUAGCUGUGGCCCAGCCAACCGAUGUGGUGAAAGUGCGGUUCCAAGCGCAAGCCCGGAUGGAGGGUGGAAGGAGGUACCAGGGGACACUGGAUGCAUACAAGACCAUUGCCAGGGAAGAAGGUGUCAAAGGCCUCUGGAAAGGUACUUCCCCUAAUAUAACCCGGAAUGCUCUUGUGAACUGUGCUGAACUGGUGACCUACGACCUGAUCAAGGAUACACUUCUGAAAUACAACCUCAUGACAGAUAACCUCCCUUGCCAUUUUACCUCUGCGUUCGGAGCUGGCUUCUGCACGACUGUCAUUGCUUCCCCUGUUGAUGUAGUAAAGACCAGAUAUAUGAACUCUGCCCCUGGUCAAUACGGAAGUGCCGUAAAGUGUGCUCUGACCAUGCUCCAGAAGGAAGGGCCGCUGGCUUUUUACAAAGGUUUCACGCCCUCGUUUCUGCGUCUGGGCUCCUGGAACGUGGUGAUGUUUGUGACCUAUGAGCAGCUGAAACGUGCCAUGAUGGCUGCUCGCGGAUCAUGGGAGGCCCCCUUCUGAGCCGGCUGACAGUGCACUUUACAGAUAUCAUACGCCCAUAACAAGUCCUCGGUUUGGAUUCUCUCCCACCCGGUGUCUGCAUUCUGCCUCUCUCCAGAACCUUCUCCAUAGUCUUUAGACUACCAUAACUACUGUCUUAAUCAUUUCUGUGGCUUUUAGUACAUGCGGAGCAGGUGCUCCUGAUUGCUUCUUUUAGGGAUUUUCUUUUUAUUGAUGUGCUGCUGUCUACCCCCUUCACACUUUUUUUUCAAGAUUUGCCUCUUUGGGGUAAGAGCACUUUAUUAGAUUUAGGAAUGGAGACUGCAGGGCUUUAGCUGGUACAGAGCCAUCCAGCUUUUCCAUAUACACUUAUGUAUGUAUUUUUAAAAACAAUAUAGAUCUUUUAGCCUUGUUAUCAGCAGAUUGAUGGGCAGAAAAUACUUCUCUUGUUCAGAUUAUCAACAUCUGGAGAAUCAGUUUACUGUUCAUUUAUAGCAGAUGCUGAAAAGUGACAUUUUUGGACUACAGCUCCCAGAAUCCCCCAGUCAGCAUAAGGGAAUCUGGAAGUUGUUGUACAGAAGGAGCCCUUUCCAGGCUCUGAUUAAGGCCAAAUCACAGUCUAGUCCUUAGAAAGCUGGAGACCAAAGUGACUGAGAAUAAGAGGAAUGUCUGCGGUUGCUCAAUGGUGCCAGUGUGUGCCUGCAUCUCAAAUUAUUAUUAUUAAAUUAUUAUUUUAUAUUUGGAGUCUUUAAACCUUAUUUAAUAGUCAGAAGGGAGAUCAAAUAUGGGUGACAUGACCCAGCCCUACUUGAUGGAGGAAGGGCAGCCUUACUAAAAGACUGUUAGCUUGGGAUUUAAAGAAAUCUCCAGGCAUGAGAGAAUUGAUCUGGGCAUGUCAGGGAGAUACACUGUCUGUUUUUCAAGGAACUAAAGAAGGCACUUCUGCUUAGGUAUAUAACCUGGGGCUCAGUUACACUACAUGAUUAUAGUGCUAGGAUUCCCCUUUUAAUUGUCAUGGCAACACCAUAUGGAAUCCUGGGAUUUGCAGUUUUGGGAUUUUCAAAUUUUCAGCUGGAGAGCUCUAGUGCCUCACCAGACUACAAACCCCAAGAUUUCAAAUGUAAGAAACAUGGCAGUUAAAGUGAAAUAAUGGAGCUAGAAUUGCAUAGUGUGGAUGGGCCCCAGUUCAACGCUACAUAUGAGUUACAGCUUAUUGCACUGUUGGAGAACCUUGCUUGAGCGAAAGUGACAAGAAGGUAGAAAACCCAUGCAAUUUAUAUUUGAACACCUUUGUAAUUUUCUGAAGCAUUUCGCUCCCUCAAGGCUAGGGGUGGACAAAGGGCAGCCUUCCAGGUGAUAUUGGGCUACAGCUCCCAUCUGCCACAGAGCCAACAUAGCCCUUGGAGAAGAAGGCUGGGAGUUGCAGUGUCAUAACAUCUGGAGGGUUACACAACCCAGCCUGCUUCCAGCUUUGGUGUUGAUGUUUCCUGAUGCACACAAUCCCAGCGGAAGAAACCCAUGUGGCUUUUCUUAGCUCUCCUCCAGCUCAGCAGCCCCAAGAGGUGUCGGCUUUGAUACAACAAAGAGAGUAGUAAAUUUCCCCCAUAGGAAAGAGGUUUUGCUGAGGGGGAAUCAGAACUGGACAGAGGAAGUGGUGCUUUGCUCUUUGGCCUUUGACCAAUGAAGGCCCUUGAAUGCUUUUGGAGAUAACACUCUUCCUUGUGUAUCAAGCAACAACCCUUUCUUUGCUGUAGAGGCUACAGAUGCCUUUGAGGGAGGAGAAAGGAGUUGCUUGGUCUCUGAGAGUGAAAUGCAGGGCUUUGUGGAUGGUCUUCCACCUCUCUGGCCCAAGGAAGGGGGUUUGGGAAUGAAGCUGCUGAAGAAACUCGGAGGGAGUUGAAACACUAUCACGCUGGAGAGGUCCUGCAAUGGACUUUGGUGGAGUGGUGGGAACAAGUAAUGAAGAUCUCUAGUACCCAUAGCUGUGCCAUGCAACAAACAUGAGGAUCCCCUAAGCUUGCCCAACUGCAGUUUGCAAUAGUGAGAAAGAGGGCUGUGGUGGGUUCCUUUGUCUUGUUCUCUAUCUCCCAUCUUCCUCUCAGUGGGGCAAAAGUAACUUCUACCUGCCUGGGCAGCUCAUUGGGCUGGAGGGCAGAGGCAGCGUCAUCUGCCUCGGCAAAAGAGCUCUCGGCCCUUGUAGCUGUGGGGCGUCUCUUCUGCGAUUCUGCAUUUCUGACCAUUAACUGUUUUCUUCAGGGCUUAAUUAAUGCAAGUCUUAUGUGCUGGCAACGUAAUGUACUUUUCUAAAAACAUGAAAUGGACUUGGAGGCUCCUGUUAUGUUUUAACCUGCUUCUAUGCAGCUCUCUGUGAUGGUGCAAAGUGGUGAUGGAAUUCUUCUCCUUUGUUGCAUGACUCCUUUUUUAAAAAAAUAAAGCUGAAAUAGAAAGCUA
Sceloporus undulatus (fence lizard) is the source of this 4415-nucleotide messenger RNA. Its product is annotated as mitochondrial uncoupling protein 2. NCBI's taxonomy places the organism in Eukaryota, Metazoa, Chordata, Lepidosauria, Squamata, Phrynosomatidae. Gene Ontology annotation, biological process: mitochondrial transmembrane transport; adaptive thermogenesis; mitochondrial transport. The coding region runs from base 1059 to 1985 and encodes 308 amino acids. The record is from RefSeq and is a predicted model, not a curated record. Gene Ontology annotation, molecular function: oxidative phosphorylation uncoupler activity. Gene Ontology annotation, cellular component: mitochondrial membrane. The transcript has 8 exons.